Messenger RNA from Sphaerodactylus townsendi, 3125 nucleotides. It is a transcript of the gene GFRA2, whose product is annotated as GDNF family receptor alpha 2. The record is from RefSeq and is a predicted model, not a curated record. The transcript has 9 exons. NCBI's taxonomy places the organism in Eukaryota, Metazoa, Chordata, Lepidosauria, Squamata, Sphaerodactylidae. Gene Ontology annotation, cellular component: external side of plasma membrane; signaling receptor complex. The coding region runs from base 344 to 1735 and encodes 463 amino acids. Gene Ontology annotation, molecular function: signaling receptor activity. Gene Ontology annotation, biological process: nervous system development.
GUCGUCGGGCACGGAGACCGGCUGAGACGUGCCGGGCUGGAUGGAGCCGCCGCUCUGACCGGCCGGCUCGGCGUCGAUCUGUUGCUGCUGCUGCUGCCGCCGCCGCCGCCGCCGGGAGGAGCCAGGAAGACGGGCGCGAUGCUGCCGGGGGAGCCCAGGACCGCGCCUCCGCCUCGCAGGAGCUGAGCGGGAGGACGGCGGCGGCGGCGGCGGGGCGGGCUGGCCGGCCGGCCGAGCGGGCGAGCGGGGGACUCUGCGGGCGACGACGGCGGAGGGGAAGGGGCGCCCCGGAGGGUCUCAUCGGAGCUGCUUCUGCGCCGCCGGUGCGAGGCAUUCGCCUGCCAUGAGUGUAGCCGGCGUCCUGUGGCUCUUCCUCUCCCUCGACAAGGUGUUCCACACCUGGGCUGGUCCUUCUUCCCUGGCUGCCCAGGAGCCACCUGGUUGGCGAACCCCAGUGGACUGUGUCCGUGCCAAUGAACUCUGUGCUGCCGAAUCAAGCUGCAGCUCACGAUACCGCACCCUGCGUCAGUGUGUGGCUGGCCGUGACCGCAACACCAUGUUGGCCAACAAGGAGUGCCAGGCGGCCCUGGAGGUACUUCAGGAGAGCCCGCUGUAUGACUGCCAUUGCAAGCGUGGGAUGAAGAAGGAACUCCCGUGCCUUCAGAUCUACUGGAGCAUCCAUCUUGGUCUGACUGGGGGAGAAGAGUUUUAUGAAGCUUCCCCCUACGAGCCAGUCACCUUUCGUCUCUCUGAUAUAUUCAGACUCGCUUCAAUUGUCUCAGGAAUGGAUCCUGCCACCAACUCCAAAAGUAACCAUUGCCUAGAUGCAGCCAAAGCCUGUAACCUGAAUGACAACUGCAAGAAGCUCCGUUCAGGCUACAUCGCUAUCUGCAACAAGUCCUACGACACCUAUCGUUGCAACCGCCGCAAGUGCCAGAAAGCCCUGCGCCAGUUUUUUGACCGCGUGCCCAGCGAGUAUACCUAUCGGAUGCUGUUCUGUUCUUGUAAGGACCAGGCCUGUGCCGAGCGCCGCCGGCAAACUAUUGUUCCUUUCUGCUCCUAUGAGGACAGGGAGAAGCCAAACUGCUUGGACCUCCGGAACCAGUGUCGGUCGGAUCCACUUUGUCGGUCACGACUGGCAGAUUUUCACACAAAUUGUCAAGCAUCUUCCCAGUCACUUACCAGCUGCCCUGGGGACAAUUAUCAGGCAUGCCUGGGUUCCUAUGCUGGCCUAAUUGGGUUUGACAUUACACCCAACUACGUAGACGCCAGCAUCACCAGCCUCACCGUGUCCCCGUCCUGCUCUUGCCGGGGCAGUGGCAACAUGGAGGAAGACUGUGAGAGGUUCCUGAGAGACUUCACAGAAAACCCCUGUCUCCGAAAUGCAAUUCAGGCUUUUGGCAAUGGCACAGACAUCAGCCCUCCCCCCAAGAUCCCCCCAUUGCCCCCCAUCAACCCCACUCCCAAGAUGGAGAACCCUUUGCCAGAUGACAUCAAUGACAGCAACACCAUCUAUGACACGAGUAUGAUCACCACCUGCACCUCCAUUCAGGAACAUGUGCUGAAGCUAAACAAGUCCAAAGAGCAGAGUCCUUGCUUCCCAGAGAAAUCGCUGACCACCGAUCUCAUGCCAGAACAGAAGACGUUUGUGGACAAAAACAGAUCCAGCAGCCGACAUUCCAUUACUGGAACCCUCUCUGCUCUCCCCUUCCUCUUUGUGAAAGUGGCAUUAUAAAAGGAAAAAAAAUGGAUUGAGGAUGCUCAAGGGGGAACAAAAUGAAAUACACAUACACACUUUCGCUCCCCCCUUUUCUCUCUGUCUCUUACACACACACACACAGACACACAGACACAGACACACAGACACACACAGACACACACAGACACACAGGCUCAUUUUCUUCACACACACACACACACACACACACACACACACACACACACACACACACACACACACACAGAGGCUCAUUUUCUUCUGGAGUGUCGACUUUUGAGAAGGCAUAACAUCUGCAGAGGUUUGCGCCAGGAACGUUUAAACUCUGCAAGAAGAGCUACACAGAGUGCGACCCGAAAAUGUGGGGAGACCCCAGCCUGGGAAUUUUGGCUUGUUUCCUUUCUAAGCACUGUUUGUUUCAAGUGUCCUAAGCAGGAGUCAUGUCAAAAGGGAAUCCUGUAUAUUGGAAAAAUGCAACUGCCUUUGGAAUCAGCCAGAAAUGGAUGCGUCUGCGUUGGGGAGACUUAGCAGAGUGCACCGGAAGAAUCUCGACUUGUCACAUUGCUCUGCAGAGCCAAAGGCAGCGAUCCCCUUGUCUAGUCGCCCACCCUCAUCCAGUCCUUCUCUGCUGCUUGAGAAUUUGGUUUCCUUCCUGCCCUAAAUCAGAUCUGGCUUUCAUUGAUCCCCAGGGGACCCACAGAAGUGUCUUAACUUUCCAGUGCAUCUUGGGGGAUCCUUCAGUCAGAUGAAGACUUGAGCAGGAUCCUGGUCUUCUGCCGCUGUGGCAACCAACAGGCUGGAAAUCCUGCCACUGAACACAGCCGUCCCUUGUGAAACAAGGAGAACAUUUGCCGGUUUUUAGGGAGAGUCUCUUUCUACUAUUACUUCUGCCCCAUUAUACACUGUUUUCUAAUGUUUUAAAAUCAGAGUGGAAAAAAGCACCCUCUGUUGUACGGUUGCCCCAGAGUGAUGUCCUUGGGGAAGUCUUUUUUCCCUUCAUUAGAAUUCUGGUGGGAUGGAAAUAGCCAUGUGUGGCAGCCAAAUGUACUUUACUCUCUAGAGUUCCCUUCCCACUGGUUAUAUACAUAUCUAGCAUAUGUAUAUAUACAGAGACCUAUAUCUCCAUAUAUGUAUGUAUAUACAUAACCAUAUACAUUUACCAAAUGGCUUUCUUUUCUUUUCCUUUCCUUUUUUUAAAUGAUAAAAAGCAACAACAGUAUCAACAACAAAAGUGUAUUAUUGUAAAGUUUAUUUUUUUGUAAACAGUCUACCAUGGGGGCAGGGGUGGGGAACCACCCCCCGGGACAAUACACGGAUCUUCGCCACCCCGUUGACUCUGGGGCGAUGGCAAAAGAGGAGCAACCAGAAUGCUUAAUCAAUAGCUAAAAUAAAGAUAACCAGAUGCAAA